Molecule: messenger RNA, 492 nt
Organism: Fulvia fulva
Lineage: Eukaryota; Fungi; Ascomycota; Dothideomycetes; Mycosphaerellales; Mycosphaerellaceae
Exons: 2
Coding region: 1-492 (163 amino acids)
Source: RefSeq, a predicted model, not a curated record
AUGGAACAUUCCAAAUGGAUCGUAUGGGCACAGUCGCCCGACUGGCAGCGCAUCUUUGCGCCGGAGCUCGAACAAGGCACCGGCUCUUCAGAGCUCCUUGGACGCCUUUCAGAAGAUCCAGCCCUUGUCGCAACAUCAGCUUUGAUCUCCACAGGCCACAUACUCACGAUCCGUCACUCACGUAUGAGUCCUCUCAUUGCACGCUGUAUCUGGGAACUGCGCAGCUUCGUAACUCGGACAAUCAACGAAGCUCUCCGAGACCCUGAGCGCGGUACAUGCGACGCUCUCAUCGGUGCGGUCCUGAUCCUAGCCAAACACGAAGGACUCCAGGGCAAAGCUGACAGCUACCAUAUCCACAUGCGAGGUCUUGUUCAAAUGAUCAAUCUCCGUGGUGGACUUGUGAGUCUGAACAGGCGGCAGAAGUAUCUGGAGAGUAUGGUGAAUUGGCAGGAUGCGAAUGUCUCUGCCGUGAUGGGAAACACAAACACGUAA